AUGGAGUUAUUAAUGGGUUCGGUUCAAAAUCAGACCGAGUCAGGUGGUUCAUCUUCAACCGAGUCAUCUUCACUCAGUGGUGGACUCAGGUUUGGUCAAAAGAUCUACUUCGAAGAUGGAUCCGGAUCCGGUUCCGGGUCAAGCAAGAACCGUGCGGGUCGUAAGUGUUCUACUUCGAGGUGCCAAGUGGAAGGUUGUAGAAUGGAUCUAAGCAAUGCAAAAGCUUAUUACUCGAGACACAAAGUUUGUUGCAUUCACUCUAAAUCAUCUAAAGUCAUUGUCUCUGGUCUUCAUCAAAGGUUUCACCAGCUUUCUGAGUUUGACUUGGAGAAAAGAAGUUGUCGUAGACGACUCGCUUGCCAUAACGAACGACGAAGAAAGCCACAAGCCACAACGAGUCUUUUGGCUUCUCGUUACGCUAGAAUUGCUCCAUCUCUUUACGGAAACGCGAAUUCUGCAAUGAUUCGAAGCGUUUUGGGAGAUCCUACGGCCUGGUCAACCGCAAGAUGGUCUGGACCGGAAAGGGAAAGCAAUCAAGUCAUGAAUGUUUUCUCAUCAAAUGGAAGUUCAAGCUUUACUACAACAUGUCCAGAGAUGAUGAACAAUCAUAGCACAGACUCGAGCUGUGCUCUCUCUCUUCUGUCAAACACAAACCCAAAUCAGCAACAGCAGCUGCAGCAACAACAAUUUCAGACACCAACCAAUGUAUGGCGACCAACUUCAGGUUUCGACUCAAUGGUCGCCCAUAGGGUUACAAUGGCUCAGCCACCGCCUGUUUCAAUCCAUAAUCAUUCCCUGAACCAAACCUGGGAGUUCAUGGCUGGUGAAAAGAGCAAUUUGCAGUAUAUGCCACCUGUUUUGGCACCGAGUCAAAUCUCUGAGCCAGCUGAUUUCCAGAUUAGUAAUGGCUCGACUAUGAGUGGAUUCGAGCUGUCUCAUCAUCAGCAGGUUCUAAGGCAAUACAUGGAACCUGAUAACACAAGAGCUUAUAACUCUUCACCUCAACAUUUUAAUUGGUCUCUUUGA
Molecule: messenger RNA, 1026 nt
Organism: Arabis nemorensis
Lineage: Eukaryota; Viridiplantae; Streptophyta; Magnoliopsida; Brassicales; Brassicaceae
Source: the annotation of a GenBank genome assembly